AUGACCACCUUGCCUGCCGAAGUAGUUGAAUUAUGUCAGACUAUUGACUAUUCAGCCAAGCACCCUCUUCAAAACACUUGGACUUUGUGGUUUGAUAAUCCCGGCAAGAAGGCCAAUGCUCAGUCUUGGGCUGACAACUUAAAGGAGAUCAUCAAUAUUGAUACAGUUGAAGAUUUCUGGAGUGCUUUUAACAAUAUUGCCAAAGUAAACCACCUUGCUCCCAACUCCAACUAUCACCUCUUUAAGCAAGGUGUUCGUCCCGAGUGGGAAGACGAAGCCAAUGCCGAAGGUGGUAAGUUUGGUAUUCAAUUCCCCAAGAACAAGGCUGGUGAAGCUAUCAAUGAAUACUGGAUGUACCUUCUUUUGGCUGUCAUUGGUGAACAAUUCCCUUCUGAUGAAGUUUGCGGUGCUGUUAUUUCUGUCCGUAAGUCUUUCUACAGAAUUGCUUUGUGGGUCAAGUCUUCUGAUGAUGAAGAAAAGGUCAACAAGAUCAGUCAACAAAUCAGAGACCUAUUGAGUCUUUCUGACGAAAUCCCUGUUGAAUUCACUCCUCACCGUGAAUCUCCUGCUAAGGUUGCUGCUGCUUUGGCUGCUGCUUCUCUUGAAGACAAUACUGAUGCUCCCAAGCAAACAGAAGAAGAAGCCGCUGCUGCUACUACUACUCCUGAAAAGACAGAGGCUUAG
This is a messenger RNA of Gilbertella persicaria, 684 nucleotides long. Its product is annotated as translation initiation factor eIF 4e-like domain-containing protein. The transcript is spliced from 4 exons. Gene Ontology annotation, cellular component: eukaryotic translation initiation factor 4F complex. Gene Ontology annotation, biological process: translational initiation. Gene Ontology annotation, molecular function: RNA 7-methylguanosine cap binding; translation initiation factor activity. The record is from RefSeq and is a predicted model, not a curated record. Bases 1 to 684 code for a protein of 227 amino acids. NCBI's taxonomy places the organism in Eukaryota, Fungi, Mucoromycota, Mucoromycetes, Mucorales, Choanephoraceae.